AUGGCCCCAAAGAAACAAGUCGAAGAAAAAAAGAUCUUAUUGGGUCGUCCAGGUAACAACUUGAAAUCCGGUAUUGUUGGGUUAGCUAACGUCGGUAAAUCCACUUUUUUCCAAGCUAUCACUAGAUGUCCAUUGGGUAACCCAGCUAACUACCCUUUUGCCACUAUUGAUCCAGAAGAAGCAAGAGUUAUUGUUCCAUCUCCACGUUUGGACACAUUGUACGACAUUUACAAGCCUAAGGCCAAGGUUCCAGCCCAUAUCACUGUUUACGAUAUCGCCGGUUUAACCAAGGGUGCUUCUGCUGGUGAAGGUUUGGGUAAUGCUUUCUUGUCUCACAUCAGAGCUGUCGAUGCCAUCUACCAAGUUGUUAGAUGUUUCGAUGAUGCCGAAAUUAUUCACAUCGAAGGUGAUGUCAACCCAACUAGAGAUUUGGAAAUUAUCAGUAACGAAUUGAGAUUGAAGGAUAUUGAAUUUGCUACCAAGCACUUGGAAGGUGUUGAAAAAAUCACCAAGAGAGGUGGUCAAUCUUUGGAAGUCAAGCAAAAGAAAGAUGAAGCCAUUUUAGUUCGUAAGAUCAUUGAUUUGUUGGAAAAUGGACAAAGAGUUGCCAACCAAACAUGGACUUCUAAGGAAGUUGAAAUCAUCAACACCAUGCAAUUGUUGACCGCCAAGACAUCCAUUUACUUGAUUAACUUGUCUGAAAGAGAUUACAUUAGAAGAAAGAACAAGCACUUGAAGGCUAUCAAGGAAUGGGUUGACACUUACUCUCCAGGUGAUGUUAUCAUUCCAUUCUCUGUUUCUUUGGAAGAAAGAUUGUCCCACAUGGAAACCGACGAAGAGAGAGAAGAAGAAUUGAAGAACAUUGGUGCUGUUAGUGCUUUGCCAAAGAUCAUUGUCACCAUGAGAGAAAAGUUGGAUUUGAUCUCCUACUUCACUGGUGGCCCAAGCGAAGUCAGAGAGUGGACUAUUAGACGUGGUACCAAAGCUCCUCAAGCUGCCGGUGUCAUUCACAAUGAUUUGAUGAACACCUUCAUUUUGGCCAACGUUACCAAAUUUGAAGAUCUUGUUGAACUCGGAGAUGAAGCUACCGUUAAGGCUCAAGGUAAGGUUGCUCAAAAGGGUAAGGAUUAUGUUGUUGAAGAUGGUGAUAUCAUGUACUUCAGAUCCGGUGCUGGUAAGAACUAG
Saccharomycopsis crataegensis is the source of this 1185-nucleotide messenger RNA. RefSeq names its product Obg-like ATPase (gene OLA1). NCBI's taxonomy places the organism in Eukaryota, Fungi, Ascomycota, Saccharomycetes, Ascoideales, Saccharomycopsidaceae. Gene Ontology annotation, cellular component: cytoplasm. Gene Ontology annotation, molecular function: GTP binding; ATP hydrolysis activity; ATP binding. The record is from RefSeq and is a predicted model, not a curated record. The coding region runs from base 1 to 1185 and encodes 394 amino acids. The transcript is spliced from 2 exons.